CAUUGUGCAAAGUCUAGGGAGAAUUUCAGACAUUGGAUUCAGAAGAUAACGCUUUUCCUCGUAGCAUCUACCGAACUGUGUGCGGUCCGGACGUCCAGCAGCGCUGACCUGUCGAGAUGGCUGACAACAGAGAUAAAACCACCGAUCAAAUGAAGAUAUGGAAGGAGAACAGAGGCGUGCAGCGGCCAGACACACUGACCACAGGGGCUGGCCAUCCCGUUGGGGACAAGCUGAACCUGCAGACUGCAGGGCCAAGAGGUCCUCUGCUGGUUCAGGAUGUGGUCUUCACAGAUGAGAUGGCCCAUUUUGACCGUGAACGAAUCCCAGAAAGAGUGGUGCAUGCCAAAGGGGGAGGGGCGUUUGGUUACUUUGAGGUGACUCAUGACAUCACUCGCUACAGUAAGGCCAAAUUGUUUGAGCAUGUCGGCAAGACUACACCUAUCGCUGUCCGCUUCUCCACUGUGGCUGGGGAAUCAGGCUCAGCAGACACUGUGAGAGACCCCCGAGGCUUUGCAGUCAAGUUUUACACUGAGGAGGGCAACUGGGACCUGACGGGCAACAACACCCCCAUUUUCUUCAUCAGGGAUGCCCUGCUGUUCCCGUCCUUCAUUCACUCCCAGAAGCGCAAUCCCCAAACCCACAUGAAAGACCCCGACAUGGUGUGGGACUUCUGGAGCCUGAGGCCUGAGAGUCUGCAUCAGGUGUCUUUCUUGUUCAGUGAUCGAGGUUUACCUGAUGGCUUUCGUCACAUGAACGGCUAUGGCUCCCACACCUUCAAACUGGUCAAUGCCAAUGGUGAGCGUUUCUACUGCAAGUUCCACUACAAGACUGAUCAAGGAAUAAAGAAUCUGACAGUGGAGGAAGCAGACCGGCUGGCCUCCACCAAUCCAGAUUAUGCCAUCGGAGACUUGUUCAACGCCAUUGCCAAUGGCAACUUCCCAUCCUGGACCUUCUACAUCCAGGUCAUGACCUUUGAGCAGGCUGAGAAGUUCCAGUUCAACCCCUUUGAUCUUACCAAGGUUUGGUCACAUAAAGAAUACCCACUGAUCCCAGUGGGCAAAAUGGUGCUGAACAGGAACCCAGUCAACUACUUUGCAGAGGUGGAGCAGCUGGCCUUUGACCCUAGCAACAUGCCACCGGGCAUUGAGCCAAGCCCCGACAAGAUGCUGCAGGGUCGUCUAUUCUCCUACCCAGACACACAUCGUCACCGUCUGGGAGCCAACUACCUGCAGCUCCCCGUCAACUGCCCCUUCAGGGCCCGUGUGAGCAACUACCAGCGUGAUGGUCCAAUGUGCAUGUUUGACAACCAAGGUGGAGCUCCAAACUACUAUCCCAACAGCUUCAGUGCCCCAGAGACCCAGCCUCAGUUUGUGGAGUCCAAGUUCAAGGUGUCUGCAGAUGUGGCACGUUACAACAGCGAAGACGAAGAUAAUGUCACACAGGUCCGUGCCUUCUACACCCAGGUGCUGAACGAAGAGGAGCGCCAGAGACUUUGCCAGAACAUGGCAGGUGCCCUGAAGGGAGCUCAGCUCUUCAUCCAGAAACGCAUGGUUGAGAACUUGAAGGCUGUCCAUCCAGAUUAUGGAAACAGGGUCCAAGCCCUUCUCAACAAGUACAAUGCAGAGGCCAAAAAGGUAAAGAGCACAAAUGUCCGCGUUUACAGCCGUCCAGGAGCCUCUGCCAUUUCUGCGUCCUCCAAGAUGUGAUGCCUUUAAUGUCCACUGGGGCAGCCCCCUCAUUCGUGUAAGAGCAAAUGCACUAACUGAUUAUCAACGUCUACUAUCAGUAACAAGAAUGGACUUAUCUUUCCAAUUACAGACUGCGAUGAGACUGAAAUGCUAACCGUGUAGUGUUUAGGUUGGGUUAAGGUCAUUUUUAAUUAAGGCAAACCAAACAGUUGAUUUGAAUAUCGUCAAAGCUAGCAAUGUUUGGCAGGCUACUGAUGUCUGAUGAAACCCCACAGUGCAAAUUUGUCUUGACUGAACAGCCAUUUUGAAAAUAUCAAAAUGCAUUGACCACCGCGGCAUGUAAGGUCUAUCGGCGACUGAUUGUUAAUACCAGAAUCAUGCCAAAUUUGAGUGCUUUACCACUUAAAGCCUUCAAAGUUAUUUAAAAGUAUUUUGUUCUAUUUUCAUGUUAUUGCAAUCAAUCACUUAUUCCAAACUGCUGUUAAGUGCUGUGAUGAGUGAUGGUUGUGUCCAAUAAUUCCUCAGGUUGUGUGUGUGCACUACUAUGUUGUGAUGAUCCAACAAUUUGCUUAAGCUUAAGUUUUAAGAAAACAAAUCCAACUGUUUUUAAAAUGUCCUCUGUCAGCAUUCAAAUACCAACUGCAUGAGUCUUGAAUUUGGGUUCAAGCUGGUAAAAUACCUUGAUUUCUUAUGAAGAAUUGGCUUGUCACUUUACCAAUACCCAUGUUUUUGUUUUCACUAUGGGCAAUGAUCAGCUGUGGCUAGUGUUCCUCAUGUUUGACUGCACCAUCAAAAAAUUUAAAUGCACCACAGACAGUAAUUCUGAAAACAGUUUACUAAUGUGAUAUUAACAGAAAUGAUCAUGAGAUACACUUUAUUAGUCUCACUAUUAGUUGUUUCCGUGUGGGGGUCAAGCUUCAAUUUUUUUUUUAUUUUCACCACAGUUAAAACCUCAUAGUGCCUUUUCAUAUCCUCAAACUUCCAAAUACACAUAACUUAAACUGAAAGAAUCUGUUAUGAAUUUCUCCAUUUGGUAUUUGGUAUCUGUAGAGGAUUUCACUGUCAUAAGUAACUGAUUAGAUGAUGACGUAAACUGGCAUUGAAUCUACUUAUUAUAUAUAAUAAGUUAUGCCUUUCUGACAUUGUGGUUUUGUUGAGGUUAAAUGUCACGUCACAAAUUCUAACAAAGUUUGGUGAGAAGUAAAAUUCAAGUCUGGAGGAAAUCCCAAAGAUCCUCAACAGGAUGCACCAGUCACAUUUAUCACUGUCCACCAUGAGCUGUCCAUGUAAGCUGUUUUUGUUUGUAACUUCUUAAAAAGUUCUUGAUCUGAAUGUAACGUUUUUUUGUUUUGUUUUGUAAUGUUCCAGUUGUAAACUUCUUAUACACAAGUUGUGUAUUUAGUGCCUGUACUAAUUAAAAUAUAAUCACUGCUUAGGAGCAGCAGCUUUA
Molecule: messenger RNA, 3138 nt
Organism: Acanthopagrus latus (yellowfin seabream)
Lineage: Eukaryota; Metazoa; Chordata; Actinopteri; Spariformes; Sparidae
Gene: cat
Product: catalase
Exons: 13
Coding region: 117-1706 (529 amino acids)
Biological process (GO): hydrogen peroxide catabolic process; response to hydrogen peroxide
Cellular component (GO): peroxisome; mitochondrion; cytoplasm
Molecular function (GO): heme binding; catalase activity
Source: RefSeq, a predicted model, not a curated record